CUUAACCAGAUGAGUUACGGGUUGGACCAAGGAGUCCUUCUGUUCCUGAUGCUGUGCAGCAGGUACCAUGGGGAAGAGAGACAAACCAUGGUCCACUCGCCAUCUUGGAGUUCACUACAGAUCUGAGACGCAUCAGUCAAGGAAAACCUGGUGGCAGACCUGUCCAGUUAGGACCAUAACAAGAUGGCCGGGGCUCAGGUUACGGAAUUGAGGAAGUCAGUAACGGGGCUGAGGUUGGAGGAGGUCGCGUUGUGUGACACCCUGGCAAGACGUUGGUGGCAGAGAAGUUCGUCGAGCUCGGAUGUACGAAGAUGUCCCCCCUGAGGGCCUGGACCAGGACCCGGAGGACCCGGAGCCCCUCCACGUAAAAGAGGAGCCUGAGCCCCUCCACAUAAAAGAGGAGCCGGAGCCCCUUCACGUAAAAGAGGAGCCGGAGCCCCUCCACGUAAAAGAGGAGCCGGAGCCCCUCCACAUAAAAGAGGAGCCGGAGCCCCUCCAUGUAAAAGACCUGCAGGAUCUCUGGACUCGUCUAGAGGGAGAUCAGAUCAUUGUGCUGCAGGAGGCCGAUAUCGCCAAGUUCUCAUCCAUUGUUGUUACUUUGAAGAGUGAAGAUGACGAACCUCAGACCUCACAGCUUCAUCAAAGCCAGACGGAGGACGACAGAGAGGCGGAGCCUCCAUCCGGCAGCUCAGCUACACCGAUAGAAACAGAAACUGAUGGAGAGGACUGUGGGGGAUUAGGACCAGCCUGGAACCUAAAUCCACUUAGUCUUUCACAUCCAAAUGCUGAUGAUGAAAAGGCUUCAGGGUCUUCUGAGACUGAAGUCAUUCAUGGUGAUUGGCAAGAACCGUUGUCAGAUUCUGGACCUGAAAGUGAAGAUGGGGAUGAUAUCUGGAAGGAGACCAGGGAAUCCUUCAGCUUCUUCAAGUGUAGUAAACGGUGUUACUACAAGGGGUUUCUGCAGAAACACAUGAGGUGUCAUUUUGAAAAAAUAUCCUCCAGCGAUUUGGUUAGAAAGAAAUGUUUUAGAGAGAAGCCAAAGAAAGAAUCACAGGUGAGAGGUCGUACAGCAGAGAAACCAUUCAGUUGUGAUGUGUGCGGGAAAAGAUUUACAGAAUGUGGAGAUCUGAAGAGACAUGCGAGUGUCCACACAGGAGAGAAACCAUUCAGUUGUGAAGUUUGUGGGAAAAGAUUUGCAGUACAGGGAAGUCUGAAGAGACACAUGAGAGUCCACACAGGAGAGAAACCAUUCAGUUGUGAUGUUUGUGGGAAAAUAUUUACAGAACGGGGAUCUCUGAAGAGACACAUGAUAGUCCACACAGGAGAGAAACCAUUCAGUUGUGAUAUUUGUGGGAGCAGAUUCACAGAACGGGGGAGUGUGAAGAUACACAUGAGAGUCCACACAGGAGAGAAACCAUUCAGUUGUGAUAUUUGUGGGAGCAGAUUUACAGAACGGGGAAGUCGGAAGACACACAUGAGAGUCCACAAAGGAGAUAAACCAUUCAGUUGUGAUGUUUGUGGGAAAAGAUUUACAAGAUAGGGAUCUCUGAAGAGACACAUGAGGGUCCACACAGGAGAGAACAUUUGAAAUAAAUGUAAAUGUUUCAAAUGCAAUUUCUUUCUGAAUGAGAUGGAGGGCAAAGUGUUUGUUCAACAGCUGAUGAAUCUUUUAAAUAACAAUGACCACAUAUUGUUUGUCUAUGAUGGAGGAAACAAAAAACUCUCUCAGAAUAUAUCUUUAUUUAAAAUGCAUAAUUCUUUGUAAUGCUUUUAAAUCUACAUGUGGACUCGGCCCUGUUACGGCUGAGUGUCGGCUGACUGCUGUGGUCCGGCUUGAUGCGGCUACAUGUGAGCCAGCGUUGGCCUUUUUCAUUUUAGCCAUAUAUAUUGUAAGAGCCACAAGUGUGUUUUUAGUAAAUUGAAAUUUUAGAAUUGUUUAUAAUUUAAUAUUCAGAAAUAUGCUCACGGUGUAGGAACUAUAGGUGAAAUAUAUUGAAAGAUGUUUAUGUCAAUGACUGAUGCUCGAGUCAGGUGAUUUAAUGACGUCAUGAUGGCAGCAGGUGUAAGGAAAGAGCCGCAUUAGACAAGAGAGCAAAUCUUUUUUGACCGUGUGAUCGUUUUGAACGUUUAUUCAUUUUGUACUUUGUCAGCGUUUUUUUCUGCUCAAAAUAAAAUCCAAAGAAAAGGAAAUGAAUGGUCUCCUGUCAUGCUCAUGCAAGGGAACUCACUGUGUCUGCAGCUCUUUAGUGGCUGAAUGAAAACUACACCGAUGGAAUGCCGCUACAUAUAUAUAUAUAAUGUGUGUGUGUAUGUGUGUAUUCUGUUUUUCUAGUAAUGUAACAAUCUAAUGUUGUGACUCUAGUCCUGCUUACUGUGUAUUGGUGUGUGUUUGGUGUCAUUAGAUAAACAACAUUCACUGAU
This is a messenger RNA of Pseudoliparis swirei, 2421 nucleotides long. RefSeq names its product zinc finger protein 32-like. The coding region runs from base 302 to 1540 and encodes 412 amino acids. Lineage: Eukaryota; Metazoa; Chordata; Actinopteri; Perciformes; Liparidae. Gene Ontology annotation, biological process: regulation of transcription by RNA polymerase II. Gene Ontology annotation, molecular function: DNA-binding transcription factor activity; RNA polymerase II cis-regulatory region sequence-specific DNA binding. The transcript has 2 exons. The record is from RefSeq and is a predicted model, not a curated record.